AGUCUAGAUUUUUGCUUCAUUUUGGUUAAUAAUUUCGCUUGGGCUGCUUUCGAACGCAAUUUUUACAACCAUCGUUUUUGUUUUUUGUCUAAAUGGUUUUUGAGUACCCCGCAUCCUGCCAAAAAUGUUGACGACGGGAAACUUCUGCUCUGAAACUACAAAUUCCGCAAUGGCCGCCUCACCAGCUGCUCAGAAUUCCACGUCGAGCUUCGAAAGGUAUACCGGCAGCGGUAGCUGGCAUGGCUAUAGCAAACUGGAGUUCGGCCACUUUUAUCCCGGCGCAUUUUUUCCAUGAUCUUCGAUGGUCACUGUGCAGCCUGUAGUUACAACACGUCCGGCAACAUUAAUCCAGUUUCGCUUACGCCACGGUCGAACUCUCACGGGGCAGCUGACUGCGGUCGUCGUUUCAGAAUUGUUUAAUACACCUCGCCAGCCGCUGCGUGUUUCAUGCAAACCUGUGUCACAAGGAGCAACACCUUUCAGCAUUGGUUCCGAAACCCCAAAAUGACGAAUGUUGGACUUGAUCGUUCCUCAUUUUUAUGUAGUGAGGUCACCGAACGGUUCUAACCGGGGAGUUUUUUUGCCACCUAACGUGAAAAACGACCGGCAGUUUUGAAGCGGCCGGAAGUGUUUUUGAGCAUAAAAAGUUUUCACUUAUCAAGCGGCCGGGGCGUUUGCGGCAAAAAAGCCCGAGCGGAUUCUAUCGAUUCGCACUGGAUAAAACGACGCAGGGGAGCCGGCAAAAGGGGCGCCCUUCUCAGGCGCCCACCGCCUUAGUUUCUGGCGAUUUGGGGCGCCCAAAAGGGCGCCCGAAAAAAACGCGCCCAAAAUCAGAACAGCGAAACAGCACGGCACGGCCGAGAUUUCGGAGCAUUUUGGGCAGCCGCAAAAGCGGCCGCCUUUUCGCCGGUUUUAGAGCCCGUGAAGCUUUGCAAAAAGCGCCGGCGAGAAAAAUACAAACGCAAAAAAGAAAAAGCGCGCCAGACGCGCAAAGCCAAUCCGCAUGCUAUGGGCCCGAUUUUUCGUCGCUUUUUGGGCGCCCCCCGUGGCGCCCGGAUCGACCCCAUAGCAUGGGGGCUGGCUUUCGGAAGGCAAUUUCGAAAAUUUGCCAAAAUUUGCGACGCUCAUCAAGCAGCCGCCAUACCGUGAGGCCUAACGUUACUCACGGCGGUAUGGCGAGGCCAGAAAAAGCAAAGCCGCGGCCAAGGCGACGGCCGGCAAGAAAACGCCCACGACCUCACUACCUCCGCCCCGGCGGCUAUAUUUGGCAUUUGGGGACCAUUGAAACGGCAAGUGACCCCGAGGUCUUGCGGCAGUACCAGAUCGUCGCGGUGGUCUGCUGCUGUCCGUACACGGAAUUCUUGGUCACCGAGGAACAGGCAGAUAUAAAAUACUUUCGCGUCGAUGUCGAGGACCAGUCUCGGGAACCCAUACACCUGUAUUAAAACUUAAAUUACUUUUCUGUAGUUGCGAGGUAUGCCUAUCGCAUAGAAAGUAACCGUGUUGAUGACUGGAAUUUUUGGAGGUUUAUUGUCAUGCAUGUUGCGUGUGCUGAAGGUUGAAACUUCAAGUUUUGCUUUUGUGUUGAAGAGUUGGAAGCUGUUUGGCUCAAUCAGGUACUUCGAGGAGGCGCAUGACUUCAUUCACUCGUUCACGUCGAAGGAGGAGGUAUGCAGGGAAAAAGCCACUUCACAAAACGUUUGGGUUGCUGAAAAUGCAUCGGAGUGUUAGUUCCCCACCUUUUUGAGGACGAUUGAGAUAAUUGUUUCUGUCAAAAAACAAUCUCUUGCGCACACCAUGUCUGGAAAAUCAUUGCGUAUAAGAAAUGUGAAGGAGUUUUUCUUUCGGCCCCAUAUCCGAGCGUUUUUGUGCACUGCCGCGCCGGCGUCUCCCGGUCGGCCACCGUCGUGAUUUCGUACCUCAUGGCCAAGCUAAACUACACCCUGCACGACGCCUUUUUCCUGGUGCGUUCGCGGCGAGCGGCGAUCACGCCGAAUUUGGGUUUCAUGGAGCAGCUGUGCGAAUUCGAAGAAAAAAACUUCCGGGAACCGACGAUCGACAUGUGGAAAUACACAGAGUGGUACAAUGAAAUUCUCGUGACUGAUGGAGGAGCUAGUCAACUUUUAGGGAUGCAGGUACUUCUUCGCAAGUCUCUGCUGUACAGAAAUGACCGUCCUUGGGCGAGCACCUCUACCUGUGCGGCGAACGAUAUACGAAACAACUUUUCAGGUACAUGUCAUCGGAGGAUCAUCGAACCGGAGUGCCUGACAUCGCGCCAGACUAUUGACGAGCCGAUGUAGGCCAGAGAAGACCCGCUGCACCUUGCGUUCGCACUUCUCAGUUUGGCCUCUCUUUGCGGAAUCGAAGACAGAGUUUGAACACCGCUAUGAGCACUGGGCGGUACAACGCAAGGGAAUUAUGCUGGUGAAAAGCUGCAACAUGAAGCAGACGUCGCGCCUCGGUGGAUAAUAGCGACGCUUUUUAAUUUUAGUUUUUACUGUGUUUGACGCAAAUAACUUUCAGGGUAGUUUACUGCUACCUGUGCCUACACGCAGCCCGGUAUGAAAAAUGUCGACGUCAUUGCAUGAGUAGUGUCGGAGGAGCUCCUCUUGCAGACGAUGCUCUCCAACAACGGACAAAGUGACAAAAUAUCUGUGACGUGAUCCUCGGUCGUUUUUGCUUUCUCUCUGUGACUGUUUGAGAAUUUGAAUUGCGUUCCGGUCUUACUGAUUUUUUUUCCUUUGCAACUUUGCUGGUUCCUGUCAAGUGUCAAUU
Molecule: messenger RNA, 2775 nt
Organism: Amoebophrya sp. A120
Lineage: Eukaryota; Dinophyceae; Syndiniales; Amoebophryaceae
Source: the annotation of a GenBank genome assembly